Molecule: messenger RNA, 555 nt
Organism: Lachancea thermotolerans CBS 6340
Lineage: Eukaryota; Fungi; Ascomycota; Saccharomycetes; Saccharomycetales; Saccharomycetaceae
Product: KLTH0G05764p
Exons: 1
Coding region: 1-555 (184 amino acids)
Source: RefSeq, a predicted model, not a curated record
AUGCGCGCAGAAUGUCGUAGGAAAGAUGUAACAAGCGUGGAACCGUCGACAAAGCAGGCCGUAGCCCGCGCGCCGGACCCUCGACGCAUCUGGGCCUGCGGGAGCGGGGCUGGAAGAACGGCGGGGAGACCGAGCGAGUGCAUGCGGGCGAGCGAUGGUGCGCCGGUGAGUCGCCGAAGGCGAGCUCGUGGUGCGCGACGAUCGUCGUGGAUGGUGACAGACGUGCACGUAUGUAUCACGUGCGCGCAAGAGGCGUUGGACGAGAGUCCGUCAGCUUUCCUACUCUCAAACCGGCGCUACAACAUUUCUACUGCGCGGGCCUCCGAGGGCCCUCUACGAAGCACGCUAGCGCGCGCUAGAUGUUUCCCCAAAGCGAACCGAGGAGCCGUUGAUUUUGUAUACGGCGACUCGGAUUAUAAAGGGGCUGUAACUAACGUUUUCGUCUACUUCCGGCCAUUUGCGCCAGGUACACAUGUCUUCAAGAUCGCGUCCCAGCUGGUAUUCCAGAAGAUGAUUUAUAAAAUAUGUGGUUUUUUAAGAAAGUUGUGGGCGUGA